GGAGAAAGAAGUCAGAUCAUCAGGCACGCAGUGUUGCUGGUGCAAUAGACCUGGAAGGGACUGAGAUGUCUUCGCCAAAUGAUGUCAGUAUGGAAGAAAUACCGCUGGAAGACAACGAGCGAGACAGCAUAGAAUACAAGAUCCUGAUGGCCUAUGCACAGCGGCGGUUGUCUGCUAGCAGAUACAAGAAACUUCUGAAAAAUGAGACAAAUGCACCAAAAUCAUCAUCCUUAAUCAGGAGUGAAGUAGAGACUCACCAUCAAAGGGGAAAAGAUGGUUCAAGCCAAACAUCGGAAUUGCAGAGUGGCAUGAGGAAACAGCAGAGCAAAAAGAAACCAAAACAAAAACAUUUGUCAAGAUAUUGUCUACCCUUCUUCUGCAGCAGAGCAGAGCAGGAAAAGCCCCAAAACACUUUUGCACCUGAAAGUCACACUUUUGGUACGUGCACUGAGAGCCUUUCAGUAAAGACUUAUCAUCAGACAAGUGAAAAAGCAGAUGUCGACCACAUCGCAGACAAACUUGCCAAGCUUGUUACUUCCAGACCUCAGUCAUCUCCUUCAGAUGUGAUGUUCAAGACACUGGUGCAUUCCCGGUCUCUGGAAGAAGAUGGCAAAGAUACUGGUGAGGGAAAUGAGAGUGAAGGAAAUGAUGAAGAAAAGACAAUACAAAAAAUAGUUGCACUGUUAAGAAAAUCAGGGGAUCAACUAGAAGAAAAGUUCAAAAAGGACAGGACUUUCUAUCAGCAAUUUAAAGACAUGCUGUCCUACACCUUCUUUGAGAGGGUCACUGAUACAUUCCUGGAGGAUGUCUCAGCAGAUUCAACAAAUGAGACAGAAAGCCAACUACAAUGCGCCAAAGUUGCCUUCACACUGGAAAUUGCCACCAGACUUACUGCUGUGGACAACCAUCCUAUGAACCUGGUCAUGGGCUUUGGAUCAAAGUACCUCAAAGAACAUUUCAGUCCAUGGAUUCGUGACCGGGGAGGCUGGGAGAAGGCUUUGACUUCACUGGAUCAGGAAGAAGUAGAAUAA
Cygnus atratus (black swan) is the source of this 1031-nucleotide messenger RNA. RefSeq names its product BCL2 like 14 (gene BCL2L14). Gene Ontology annotation, biological process: regulation of apoptotic process. The transcript has 6 exons. Bases 66 to 1031 code for a protein of 321 amino acids. The record is from RefSeq and is a predicted model, not a curated record. NCBI's taxonomy places the organism in Eukaryota, Metazoa, Chordata, Aves, Anseriformes, Anatidae.